CCACAUGAUGAAUCCACACCUGUAGGCGCGUGCCUUUGUACUCGCGCACCCUAUAGUACGCAUGCGGCCGCGCUCCUAGGGUAUUGUUUGCGUUCGUCACUGCUGUCUUCAUCGGGAUCAGACGGUUCAUCAUCAAAGGCGGCGUUCUAGUUGAAUUUCAGUAUGCCGGGUCACAAGCACAGCCCCCCACCAUACCAGCCAAGUGGUAGCAAACACCACAGCAGCAGACACAGGCACAGCGAGCUCAUGUCCAACCCAGCCUUUUCCUACUACCCAGGAGAUAAGCUGCUUCACUUUUAUCGCUGGACUUCCCCACCUGGUGUGAUGAAGAUAUUAUGCAUCAUCAUUAUCAUCAUGUGUGUGGCUGUGUUUGCCUGUGUGGCCUCCACACUGGCCUGGGACUACGAUAUGAGCAUGAUGGGCCUAGGAGGGGGAGGUGGCUUGUUGCCAGGUUACGGCAGCCCAUACGCCGGCACAUAUGGUGGCGUAAUCGGUGGCGCUUAUGGUAGCAGCCCAUAUGGAGGCGGCAUUGGCUCCGGCACUGGAGGCUCCUAUGGAUAUGGCUAUGGAGGAACACAAAUGGAUCCCAAAGCUGGCAAAGGCUUCAUCAUCGCCAUCUCUGCUAUUACCUUCAUAGCUGUGCUCAUCAUAUUUGUGAUGGUUGUUUCAAGGCAAAAUGCUGCCCGCUCAUCAAAGUUCUACUUAGCUGCCAUCAUCAUCUGUGCCAUCUUGGCAUUUCUGAUGAUCAUCGCCACUAUUGUGUACCUGGUGGCAGUGAACCCAACAGCUCAGUCCACAGGGUCUGUCUACUACAGCCAGAUCCGCCAGCUGUGUGCCCAGUACCAGACCCAGACCCAGGCCCAGGGCAUCUUCCUCAACCAGUACCUCUACCAUUACUGUGUGGUGGAGCCCCAAGAGGCCAUAGCUAUCGUCCUGGGCUUCCUGGUAUUUGUUGCCCUCAUCAUCCUGCUGGUGUUUGCAGUCAAGACUCGCUCCAAAAUCAGACACUGGGGCCGGGAUCGCAUUCUGUGGGAGGAAGUGAAGGUCGUCAAUGAUGGUCUGCAUAACAGCGUCGGGGAGUGGGUGAACAAUGUGUCUGGUGACCCAGAGGUGCUGGUGAAUGACCCUAAUCCCAAAUUUAGAGGGUCCAGAGACUAUUUGGACCAACUGGACAACAACAAGCCUCUUUACCUGCCAGGAGACUCAGACAUCAGCAGCUCUGUGGAUGUCCUAAAGCACAGGCUGAAGGACUAUGACACUGGUGUGGAGUCUGGAGAUGACCUGGAGGAGGAGGACUUCUCAGUUUUGUUUCCUCCCAUUUUGGAUGAGCAAGAGCGUCUAAUCUACAAGCGGGAAUUUGACCAAGAUCAUCGGGAGUACAAGAGCCUGCAGGCUGAGCUGGACAGCAUAAACCAGGACCUGGCUGACCUGGACAGAGAGCUGCACCAACACCCUGAAGGCAGCCCGCAGUUCUUGGAUGCCAUGGAUGAAUACAUCAAAUUGAAGAAUCUCAAGAAGUCCCCAGAGUACCAGAUUAAGAAGAAGAGGUGUAAAUAUCUCAGGUCCAAACUGUCACACAUCAAGAGGAAGAUCAGCGAAUAUGAUCGCCGGCCUUAAACCUUCACCUCUGACCCCCUCACGCAGGGAAAGAGACAAAUUUGCAAUUCCCUACCCCACUGUGUUUGAGUUUAUCACAAAUCUAGAUGGGGUUACCAUAGUGAAAGCCUGUUGCCUUUGUAUUGCAUAUGUAUCAAGCCAAUCAACUGUGAUUUAUAUAUUUAUCCAGAGAAAGGGUGAAGGAAAUUGUUAUCGUCUUUGAUCAGUUAUUCAAUGAAGAACUACUGAGGUGUACAAAAUGUUUUUUAUUUUUAAGUCAGAAAGUGAGAGAUGUGAUAUGAGAUGUUUUUCAGUACUUGUUACAUUUAUGAAGCAGUUAAAGUGCUUCUUUUAUAGCCUUUUAAUGAGUUUGACACUUAUAUGUAAAAUGAAGGCACAGCUUAGAUGAGACAUGCAUUUGCUUGGCCUCAUUGAAACACUGACCAUCCCUUGUAAAUAAUGUUAAUUUUAGACUUUUGAAACAAUUUUAAUUGUUCUUUAGUAAGAUUUUUUAGUGCUGGAGUUGGUGAAACAUAUGUGAUUGUAAGUCUUUGUUGUAGCCUAUAGACCUUUAUCAUGAUAGAUAUUAAAAGAAGCUAUGGAGGCUCAGUUCCCUUAAAAAGUGUCUAAUUAACAUUUGUGUUACAUUUGUUUUUUACUCUCAUGAAUUUUAUUUCUCAUUUCAAUGGUAUCCAAAAGCAAAUGAUUUUAUAUUCCCACUGAGUCAAUAUUUUUUAUUUUGCAUAUUUUGUAUUAGUAGAAAUCAUGCCUUUAUGUUUUGGUGUGCAAUCCAUGAUAGACUGUUUAAAGUGCAAUCAUCCGUUUGAACACAGGAAUGUAAGCUUUCAAUAAAAAACAACAAUUAACUUAAUAA
Messenger RNA from Epinephelus fuscoguttatus (brown-marbled grouper), 2470 nucleotides. It is a transcript of the gene oclnb, whose product is annotated as occludin b. The coding region runs from base 163 to 1617 and encodes 484 amino acids. The transcript has 9 exons. Gene Ontology annotation, cellular component: cytoplasmic vesicle; apical plasma membrane; bicellular tight junction. The record is from RefSeq and is a predicted model, not a curated record. Gene Ontology annotation, biological process: bicellular tight junction assembly. Lineage: Eukaryota; Metazoa; Chordata; Actinopteri; Perciformes; Serranidae.